Messenger RNA from Mucor mucedo, 1234 nucleotides. Its product is annotated as actin. The record is from RefSeq and is a predicted model, not a curated record. Lineage: Eukaryota; Fungi; Mucoromycota; Mucoromycetes; Mucorales; Mucoraceae. Bases 5 to 1132 code for a protein of 375 amino acids. The transcript has 5 exons.
AAAAAUGGAGGACGAAGUUGCUGCUUUGGUUAUUGAUAAUGGUUCCGGUAUGUGUAAGGCUGGUUUCGCUGGUGACGACGCACCCCGUGCAGUUUUCCCCUCGAUUGUAGGUCGUCCCCGUCAUCAAGGUGUGAUGGUUGGUAUGGGCCAAAAGGACUCCUAUGUUGGAGAUGAAGCUCAAUCCAAGAGAGGUAUCUUAACAUUACGUUACCCCAUUGAACACGGUAUUGUUACCAACUGGGAUGAUAUGGAAAAGAUUUGGCAUCACACCUUUUAUAACGAACUCCGUGUUGCCCCCGAAGAACAUCCUGUUCUCUUGACUGAAGCUCCUUUAAACCCUAAAUCUAACCGUGAAAAGAUGACUCAAAUCAUGUUCGAGACCUUCAAUGCCCCUGCCUUCUAUGUUGCUAUCCAAGCUGUUCUUUCCUUGUAUGCCUCUGGUCGUACCACUGGUAUCGUUCUUGAUUCCGGUGAUGGUGUCACUCACACUGUUCCUAUUUAUGAAGGUUAUUCUCUUCCCCAUGCUAUCUUACGUCUUGACAUGGCUGGUCGUGAUUUGACUGAUUACUUGAUGCGUAUUCUCGCUGAACGUGGUCAUUCUUUCACUACCACCGCUGAGCGUGAAAUCGUUCGUGAUAUCAAGGAAAAGCUCUGUUAUGUUGCUCUUGAUUUCGAACAAGAAAUGCAAACUGCUGCCCAAUCUUCUGCUCUUGAAAAGUCCUAUGAGCUUCCUGAUGGUCAAGUCAUCACUGUUGGUAACGAACGUUUCCGUGCUCCUGAAGCUCUCUUCCAACCUUCUCUUUUGGGUCUUGAAUCUGCCGGUAUCCAUGAGACCACCUAUAACUCCAUCAUGAAGUGUGAUGUUGAUAUCCGUAAGGACUUGUAUUCCAACAUUGUCAUGUCUGGUGGUACCACUAUGUAUCCUGGUAUUGCUGACCGUAUGCAAAAGGAAAUCACUGCUCUUGCUCCUUCUUCCAUGAAGAUCAAGAUUGUUGCUCCCCCAGAGAGAAAGUACUCUGUCUGGAUUGGUGGUUCUAUUUUGGCUUCUCUUUCCACUUUCCAACAAAUGUGGAUCUCAAAGCAAGAAUACGACGAAUCUGGUCCUUCUAUCGUUCACAGAAAGUGUUUCUAAAUUAUCCCCCCCCACAUCCCAACCAAUUACACAUCUCCCUUUUCUUACCCACAAUUUUUUAGUAAUAAAUUACACUCUAUUUAAAUCUUUUUUUUUUUUUUU